Molecule: messenger RNA, 586 nt
Organism: Funneliformis mosseae
Lineage: Eukaryota; Fungi; Glomeromycota; Glomeromycetes; Glomerales; Glomeraceae
Source: the annotation of a GenBank genome assembly
AAAAGGAUAUCGUAAUAAUCGUCUUCAUUUCAUAUAACGAAUUAGUAUCAAUGUCCGAUCGAGCGUCAGAGUCCAACAUUUAUAGUGCAAAUAGAACUGCUAAUAAUAGAAGACCGUAUUUCUGUCAUCAAUGCCAAGUUGACAUUGAGCCUUUAUUGGCUCCCAAUCCAACCUGUCCUCGUUGCAAUGGUGAAUUCGUAGAAGAGAUUGUAGAAAAUAAUGAUCUAAGGGAAUUAAUUGAGCAAGGUGCGGGGCAUGAAACCGAUGAUGAAUACGAUGAUACUCCGUAUCCUUCGGGAAAUCCUCAAAAUGGAAUAAACGAGCUUUUACAAAUCAUUCAGAGUAUGCUCAGACCUAAUGCUCCUGUGCGAGUACAGACAGAAAAUGAAGGUCAGAACACUAGUGAUGACCGUGCAUCUCCACCCUUUGACAUUACACAAUUAGUUAGGAUGUUAGAAAAUUUUGGAGCAAACAACGCAGCAAAUUUCAUGAAUAUAUUUAAUAUCGCAGGUGAUCCAGCAGAUUAUGCAUGGAGUAAUACAGGAUGGGAUAAUAUCAUCUCACAAUUGAUGGAACAACAAGCUGG